This is a messenger RNA of Knipowitschia caucasica, 279 nucleotides long. The record is from the annotation of a GenBank genome assembly. NCBI's taxonomy places the organism in Eukaryota, Metazoa, Chordata, Actinopteri, Gobiiformes, Gobiidae.
AUGAUCACCACGCGCAGUAACUUUGGCUUAGAAGUCCUGAACGACCACUUUUUUGCUGUGGGAGGGUACAACGGCGUCAACACCACAUGGAGCGUGGAGACGUAUGACCCCCUGAUGGACCGCUGGAGCGAGGCCCAAGCCACCAGCCUGUUCCGCAGCGCACUCAGCUGCUGCGUCAUCUCUGGUAUUCCCAAUAUGGCCGACUACACAGUGGCUCGCGACAUGAUCCCUCUGCUCGAUGUGGACGCUGACAAAAACGAUAUUGUUUUGUGCUCGUAA